AUGGAUCCCAUAGACGUCAAGCCCAAAGUGGCUGACAGUGACACCAGCUCGGACAAGCUCAAGCACGAGUCUGCUGAGAAGGAUGGCGUAGAGGUCUCUAACGUCGGCUAUGUCCUUAAGAGCGACCGCGCCGAUGCCGAGUAUGCCGGUGAAGGUCCUGAGCCCGAGGAGGUUCAUGUCGUGCACAAUGCCGCCGACAUCGUGACGGAGAUUUUGACGCUCGAGGAUGACCCAACUCUCAGCCCUUGGACCUUCCGCAUGUGGUUCCUAGGCCUUGGACUCGCCGUUUUCGGUUCGGUUCUGCAGGAGAUCUUUUACUUUAAGCCUCAGGUCAUCUACGUGUCUCUUGUCUUCUUGACCGUCAUCGCCUAUGCUCUCGGUGAAUUCAUGUCUGCUGUCAUCCCAAGGAAAGGUCGCAUCGGCAAGCUUCUCAACCCCUUCCCUUUCAACCUGAAGGAGCACUCUGCCAUCACCCUAAUGGCUUCCGCUGGUACCCAGUCGGCUCUUGCUACCGAGGCUCUCGCCGCCCAGCAGCUCUUCUACGGUGGCUACCCUUCCAAGGCUGCCGGUAUCUUUUUGGUCAUGUCGUCGCAGCUUCUCGGUUUCACCGUCGCUGGUCUCCUUCGUAACGUCGUUGUGCGACCUGUACGCAUGCUUUGGCCUUCGAACCUGCCCCUCACCUCGCUUCUCGACACUUUCCACCGCAGCAAGGGUCCUAGCGCCAAGACUGUCAUCAAGAAGCGAAUGAAGCUCUUCUGGGUUGUCGCCGGCAUCAUGCUUGUCUGGGAAAUCUUCCCCGAGUACAUCUUCCCUGUCCUCGAGGGUGUCUCGGUCUUCUGUCUUGCCAAACAGGACAGCCAGGUCUUCACCAACCUCUUCGGUGGCGCCUCCGGUAACGAGGGUCUUGGUUUCCUCUCGAUCUGCUUCGACUGGCAGUACAUUGCUGGUCUUGGUUCCCCAAUGUGGCUCCCUCUCGAGACCAUGUUCAACAACCUGGUAGGCUACCUCGGCUGCAUCAUCCUCUUCAUGGGUCUCUACUAUGGCAACAUUUUCCGUUCGCAGGACUUCCCCUUCCUGUCGCAGGAGCUCUUCACUGGCGCCUCGAACGGCACCAACGCUUUCGUCUACAACCAGACGGCCAUCAUGACGCCCGAGUUCCUCAUCGACCAGGAUGCUCUGCACGCUCAGGGCAUCCCUUGGCUGACGGGCUCGUACCUCGGCUACCUGAUCACCUCGAACUUGGGUCUCACCGCUUGCUUCACCCACAUGUUGCUCUGGAACUACGACGACAUCAAGGCAGGAUGGGCUUGGGCCUACCCUUCAGAGCUCAAAAAGAUGUUCAGCCAGCCUAACUGGUACAAGUUCUGGCGCUUGAGCACCGAGGAGGAGCAGGCUGCUUGGGCUCAGGCCGCGCUGGAUGAUGACCGCAUCGACCCUCACUACAAGCUCAUGAUGAAGAACGGAUACAAGGAGACGCCCAUGUGGUGGUGGGGUGCUUCGCUCAUCGUCUCGUGGGUGGUCGGCAUCAUUUGCCUGUACGUCAUGAAGUCGACGCUUCCCUGGUGGGGCUUUGUCAUGAGCACCAUGUUCACGUUUGUGUUCAUGCUCUUCUUUGGUGCUCAGUCUGGUAUCACGGGUUUUGGCUUCAACUUGCAGCCCAUCUGCCAGAUGCUUGCCGGCUACCUCUUCCCCGGACGCCCCCUUGCCAACCUCUACUUUACUUGCUACACGUACAACACCAUGUCGAUGGGUCUCACGCUUGCGCGUGACUUGAAGCUGGGCCAGUACGUCCACUUGAGCCCGAUGUGCACCUUUGCCAUGCAGGUCAUUGGAUGUCUCGUCGGUGCUCUGAUGAACUGGGUCAUGAUGACGGACAUUGUUCAGAACCAAGCCACCAUCCUCAAGUCAGUCGAAGGUACCAACAUCUGGUCGGGUCAGAACAUCCAACAGUUCAACACGCUCGCCAUCGCAUGGUCUAUCGCCAAGGACAUGUUCUCGGUCGGUGCCAAGUACCAGUGGGUUACGCUUGCCUACCUCAUCGGAUUUGCCGUGCCCAUCCCCAUGUACCUGGGCAACAAGAUCUGGCCUCACCGUGCUUGGAGCUACUUCAACUUCUCGAUCAUCGCCUGGUACAUGGGCUGGCUCUUCGUCGGUAUCAACGCCUCGAUCACCAUGUACUUUGUCAUUGGUUUCUUCGCGCAGUUCUACCUACGAAAGUACCGCCCCAGGUGGUUCAACAAGUACAACUACAUCCUUUCGGCCGCCUUGGACGGUGGUACACAGACGAUCGUCUUCAUCCUCACUUUCGCCGUCUUCGGUGGUAGCGGAAAGGCUCGUCCCUUCCCUAUCUGGGCUGGAAACCCGGAUACGACUGUCCACAACCUGGACUACUGUCAGGUGUCCCCCAUCGUCGUUGGGUAA
Sporisorium graminicola is the source of this 2421-nucleotide messenger RNA. RefSeq lists its product as uncharacterized. The record is from RefSeq and is a predicted model, not a curated record. NCBI's taxonomy places the organism in Eukaryota, Fungi, Basidiomycota, Ustilaginomycetes, Ustilaginales, Ustilaginaceae. Gene Ontology annotation, molecular function: oligopeptide transmembrane transporter activity. The transcript has a single exon. Bases 1 to 2421 code for a protein of 806 amino acids. Gene Ontology annotation, biological process: transmembrane transport.